UACUUCUAUUCCUUCUUUUUUACCAAAUAAAAUCAAGGCAGGGUUAUUUUCCUUUUCUUUUUUCAUGCUUUCCAUUUUUCCAAUGCUGACUGGGCUUUUCUUCUCCUUUAAUUGCUCCUGCGUACUGAGGUGAUCUUGGAAACAGAAGAUCAAGAUGAUUUUUGCAUAUCUCUACAAGGGUUACACCGAAGGCUCUGCCUAAAACAUGACUUGAAGAAGGUAGAGAGAGCGAAAAGAACACACCAAGGUGGAGGUAACAGCUUCAGAACCACAAGACGAUGGGCGAAGUCAAGAUUUCACUUAAAAACAGAGAUAUGGGCAUGGCAAACCCAACAUUUGAGCCUUCGGAAUCAGAGACAAAUGGAGUGGAGGAAGUCAAGAUUCCACCUAAAAACGGAGAUAUGGGCAUGGCAAACCCGACAUUUGAGCCUUCGGAAUCAGAAACAAAUGGAGUGGAGGAAGUCAAGAUUCCACCUAAAAACGGAGAUAGUGUUGAAUCGGAGACAAAUAAAAAUGAAGCACCAUCUCUUGAGUUUGGGGAAGAAAAUCCUGUCCAGGACCGUCGCUUUGGGAGCAGGUUCAAGAACGUGACUCAACCUUUCUCGAAAGCGAAGAGAUUUUGCAAGGCUCAUCGUGAAUUACUCCACAAGGUCUUCUUAGGCAUCUUAUGUCUAGGCUACCUGGCCUACUUCAUUGCUGCUUGUUACCUGGACUACCAUCGCGCUUUGGCGCUGAUCAUUCUAACAAGCUUGGCUGUUGCUUUCCUGGCUUAUAGCAUAGUCAAAAACUGUUUGGGAGCCAAGAUUAUCCAGAUGUUGAGUCCCUGCAGGAAAUGCUGUCAGAAGGCCUGGCCGUGGCUGAAAUGGGUUUUGUGUGCCAUUCUUCUAAUUGCUUUGAUCACCUGGCUGGUUCUGGACAUGUCCCAGAGGAAAGAGCAGCUGGUCUCAUUGGGUGGCUUCUGUGUGCUCGUCUUCUUGUUAUUUCUCUUCUCCAAGCAUCACAUGGCUGUAUCCUGGAGAGCUGUGUUGUGGGGCCUUGGUCUACAGUUCGCCCUCGGACUCUUCAUCAUCCGAACUGAACCUGGAUUUCAGGCUUUCGAAUGGCUGGGCCAUCAGAUUCAGACAUUCCUCAACUACACGACGGCAGGAUCCAGCUUCGUCUUUGGGGAGAAACUGAUUCAAGAAAGUUUUGCCUUUCAGGCCCUGCCUGUUAUCAUCUUCUUCAGUUGUGUUAUGUCCGUCCUCUACUACUUGGGAGUCAUGCAGUUUAUAAUCCUGAAGUUGUCUUGGCUCCUGCAAAUCACAAUGGGCACAGCGGCCACCGAAUCUCUGAGUGUGGUGGGGAAUAUAUUUGUGGGGAUGAGCGAAGCGCCCCUGCUCAUCCGCCCCUACCUGGGGGACAUGACACUCUCAGAAAUCCAUGCUGUGAUGACCGGUGGCUUUGCUACUGUUGCUGGUAGUGUGAUGGGUGCAUACAUUUCAUUUGGGAUUGAUGCCUCGUCUCUGAUUGCAGCCUCAGUAAUGGCAGCACCUUGUGCUUUAGCUAUGUCCAAACUUGUCUAUCCAGAAGUGGAACAGUCCCAAUUCAAAAGCCAGGAAGGCAUCAAAAUUGCCUGCGGGGAGGAAAAGAAUAUUCUGGAAGCUGCUGGUAACGGUGCCUCUCUCUCUGUGGGACUGGUGGUCAACAUUGCAGCCAACCUCAUUGCCUUUCUGCCUGUGCUGGCCUUCAUCGACGCUGUCCUCAGUUGGCUAGGAGGCAUGGUUAACUUGCCCCAACUCUCCUUCCAGCUGAUCUGCUCAUACGUCCUGAUGCCUUUAGCCUUCUUGUUAGGGGCCAGCUGGGAAGAGGCCUCCCUGGUCGCUGAGAUGCUGGGAGUCAAGUUCUUCUUAAAUGAAUUUGUGGCCUACCAGCAUUUGUCGAUCUACAAAAAGAAUCGUCUGACGGGUCUUCCCGAGUGGGAUGGUUCUCAAAAGCAGUGGAUUUCGCCCAGAGCCGAAACCAUUGUAACUUUUGCCCUGUGCGGAUUUGCCAACCUGAGCUCUAUUGGGAUCAUGCUGGGUGGCUUGACUUCGAUGGCACCACAACGCAAGGGUGAAUUUUCCAGCAUCGUUGUACGAGCUUUGCUUACCGGGGCCUGCGUCUCUCUAAUCAACGCCUGCAUCGCAGGAAUCCUUUAUGUGCCCAGAGAAGUCCCCGACUGUUUAGACUUCUUCAGCAGUACCACCAUCAACUCUACCAGCUACUCUCUCCAUGAAUGCUGUAAAGAUUUGUUCAGCAGUGCCUUACCCAGUUUUAAUGGAUCUCUCUCCUUCGGUGGCAUCUGGGAGACGCUACACGCCAACACAACGCAGGGCUAUCUCCAGGAAUGCUGCGGUCAUUAUAGCUCCCCCGUAUGUCCCAAGCCUUAACGGAUGAAGAACGAGAUGGCGGAGCACAAGAGAGCACAUUGGAUGGAUACGUAGAGGAUGAAUAAAGGAGGGAGGUGGCAGUUUUGAAAAAGUUCACAGGAUUGUGAGAGAAAGAAGAGGGGUUUGGGGGAAAGAGCGAGGAGCAACAUUUCACCUUCGACUGUAAAAGGAAGGCUUUUUAUCAACGCCAACGAAGAAUGCAAAGGGCUCAAAGCUGCACUGUGAUGUAUGAAAAAGAAAUCCUCCGUUUUUGGGGGGUUGGAAGUACUCCAGGCCACACAUCAUGCAAAUACAACACUCCUUUCAGUGGUUUAGUUUUGUGGCCGUGCGAGAAAGGGUUGAAGCAGUCAAGUUGUUCCUGGCAGAGAUGGGCAACUUUUUGUUUGUUUUUUUUCGCAAUUGAAUCCCAAGAGUUCAUCCAGCCUUCCUUUGAUCUCUUUGCACUCAUUUCCUGUUGGCUCUUCAGUUGCAGAGGUGACUACGACAUGCCAGAGGUGGGUUUCAGCAGGUUCUGACCAGUUCUGGAGAACUGGUAGCGGAAAUUUUGAGUAGUUCGGAGAACCGGUAGUAAAAAUUCUGACUGGCCCCGCCCCCAUCUA
This is a messenger RNA of Pantherophis guttatus, 3007 nucleotides long. NCBI's taxonomy places the organism in Eukaryota, Metazoa, Chordata, Lepidosauria, Squamata, Colubridae. The record is from RefSeq and is a predicted model, not a curated record.